UCGAUCGAAAGUUUUGUUAAGCGUUAUUGUAUAAAUGAUUUCGUGAAGAGUAACAUGUCUCUGUCACGUCUUUAUUUUUGUUAAUAAUUCUUGAGAAAUGGGAGGACUGUACUAAGUGGGCUUUAAAAUCAUUAAAAGUUCCGAACCCAGAUAACCUAAAUACUGUUAAAUAGCGUUUCUCAUUCGUGUGACGAGAUGUCGGAUUCGAAUUCACCAAAAACAGAUGCAAGCAGUCCAACACUUUCUCUAAACUUACGACAAUUUCGUUUUCAAAAGAAACAACUGAAACCAUUAAACAUGUCGGAUGAUGACAGCAAUCUAACAAGUUCUGAGAUACAGUUUCGACGUAAGCCAGUGAAUGUAAUCGAAGACAGCGACAGUGAUGCAGGCAGCUCUGCUAAAAACACAGUCUCUUCGGCUGACAAGGACAAAGAAGUACAAAGUAAUGCAAAUUGGAAUAGCGAUGAUGGCAAUGAAGAUUCAAGGAAUAUUAGAAAGAGGAGUUAUAAAGGUUCUUCUAAACAAAAUAAGAAGAAAAGAAGAAAAUUGAACACGGAAGAGGAUAUAGAUAUUGAUUCUGAUGAAGCAAAUUUUAAGGAUAAAGUGUUUGAUAGCGACGAAGAUUCAGACAUGGAAAUAUCUAACGAACUUACUGCUGAUAAGAAGGCAGUUUUGGAGUUCAUGCAAAAUUCUCCUGUGUCCGAAUUACUUUUAAUGUCUCAAUGUUCUCAAAAGAAGGCAAACGCUAUUAUAGAAGCGAGGCCGUUUAAAGACUGGAGAGACUUGGUUGAAAAGUUCCAAAAUUACAAACAUUUGGAUACAGAGCUGUUGAAUUCAGCUCAAGAAUUACUAGCCACAAGACACGGGGUAGGAAUUCUUAUGAAGAAGUGUCUCCGUUUAUCCACGAACAUCGAAAAGGCUGUAGCUGCAGGAGCGUUAACCAUCACGAAGCAACCGAGCGGAUUAUCGCCAAAUCUAACGUUAGCUCCGUAUCAAAUGGUUGGCUUAAAUUGGCUGGCCGUGAUGCACGCGCAAAACGUGAAUGGCAUACUCGCGGAUGAAAUGGGUUUAGGAAAAACGAUACAAGUAAUAGCGUUUCUUACGUAUUUGAAAGAGGCUGGUCUCAAGGAUGAAAAGGAUGGGCCGCAUUUGAUAGUUGUUCCUAGUUCGACCAUGGAAAAUUGGAAUAACGAGUUGCAGAGGUGGUCGCCUGACUUGAAGGUUGUACGAUACUUUGGUUCCCAGGAAGAGCGAAAAGAGAUGAGAAUGGGUUGGCGAAACGGUGAUCUAGACGACGUUGAUGUACUCUUAACCACGUAUAAUUUAAUUAGCAGUACACCGGAAGAACGACGGUUGUUCCGCGUUAUGCCGAUACACUAUGUGGUUUUCGAUGAAGCUCACAUGUUAAAGAAUAUGAGCACCAUUAGAUACGAAAAUCUUGUUAGAAUCAAUGCUAAAUAUCGAAUUCUUCUAACGGGGACACCUCUACAAAACAAUUUAUUGGAAUUGAUGUCGCUGUUAACAUUUGUGAUGCCUUCGUUAUUCGCCGCUAAACAAGCCGAUUUAAAGAGUUUAUUUGCAAAGAAUUCCAAGAUACCAGCAGUUAAAAAAAACGGCGAACAGCCACUGUUUGAGCAGGAACAAGUUAAAAACGCGAAGCAAAUUAUGAGACCGUUCGUGCUUCGUCGAUUGAAGGCCGAGGUUCUUCGAGAUUUGCCUGAAAAAACUGAUCGCGUAAUAAGGUGUUCGAUGACGAAGAAACAACAAAAAUUGUACAAAAAUUUAAUCGCCAAGUUCUCGGAGGAAGCCGAUCAGAGCACCGAGGUUAAUGGCGUCGGGAUGAUGAUGCAGUUGAGGAAGCUGGCCAACCAUCCACUUUUAACGCGAGAUCAUUACGACGAAUCGAAGUUAAAAAUAAUAUCGGAGAGAUUGGCGAAAGAGCAAGGAUAUAAACAAAAGAACGCGGAUUAUAUACUCGAGGAUUUGCACUGGAUGUCCGAUUAUCAGAUAAAUCAAUUAACGAGGACGUAUAAAAGCUUAGCUGGACUAGGCUUACAACAAGAACUCAUUCCCGAGGCUGGUAAAUUGAAAAUAUUGGACGAUUUAUUGCCGAAAUUAAAAGAGGAUGGUCAUAGAGUGUUAAUCUUCAGUCAAUUUACAAUGGUAUUGGAUAUCUUGGAGGAAUAUCUAACGAUCAGAGGAAAGACGUAUUUAAGAUUGGAUGGAAGUACACCGGUAACGGAUAGACAAUUCUUAAUAAAUCAGUAUACGGAAGACGAAAGUAUAUUUAUAUUUUUAUUAUCUACAAAAGCUGGCGGUUUGGGGAUCAAUUUAACAACCGCGGAUACCGUUAUAAUCCAUGAUAUUGAUUUUAACCCGUACAACGAUAAACAGGCAGAGGAUCGAUGUCACCGAGUGGGUCAGAAAAGACCAGUUACUAUAAUUAGAUUAUUAAGUGAAGGUACUAUAGAAGAAAAUAUGUAUGAAAUAGCGAAAGAUAAACUGCAUCUCGAACAACAAAUUACUCGAAACGAAGAAAACGAAAGCACGGACCGAAAGAGCGUAUUGAAGUUACUUAAGAUGACGUUAGGUUUGGAUCACAAUAAAUCCUUGUCGUUGUCUUCGUCAAAGAACGCAAGAACGAGUAACGGAGUAGCGGACAACGAAGCGGAUAGCGACAUAGAAUUUAAAAAUUAAUCUUCUACAACACAUAUUUUUUACUAGCAGAAAAUUUGACAUUUUUAUAUGUAUCAGUAAACUUUGUGAUAAAGUACAGCUACAAUUGCACAAAUGAAAGAGAUCAGAUUUGAAGAAAUUUUAAUCGCACGUCUUUUAUUUAAUGGUUAUAUGCGCGUACACAAUUGUAAUUUACGAUAUUUAUGAAUUAUUAACUCAAUUUAUGUUUUAUACAUCACUUAUUAAACCAUUCAUGUAUUUGUACAAGUAUAUAUUUAGAAUCGUAUAUAAUUUUUAAUUCUUUGUGCUUGUGUCUACGUCCGAAUAUUUAAUUAUAUAUAUUUUUAAUGUAAAUCUUAGGAAAAUGGUUAAGACUGCGCAAUACUUACUAGUAAUAUGGGAAAGAAUAAAGACCUGAAAAUGAACAACAAAAAACAUGAUGAUAAAAUAGAGCAUAAUACAAAUGAUACGUCGAAAUACAUAUUUAUUUGAUAUUACUGUACUGACAUUCCUCAAGAGAUUAGUUGAUCAAUGUACAAAACCAUUAAAGGUAUUACACUGCU
Messenger RNA from Hylaeus anthracinus, 3239 nucleotides. It is a transcript of the gene Etl1, whose product is annotated as SWI/SNF-related matrix-associated actin-dependent regulator of chromatin subfamily A containing DEAD/H box 1 homolog. NCBI's taxonomy places the organism in Eukaryota, Metazoa, Arthropoda, Insecta, Hymenoptera, Colletidae. Gene Ontology annotation, molecular function: chromatin binding; DNA binding; ATP binding. Gene Ontology annotation, cellular component: nucleus. The record is from RefSeq and is a predicted model, not a curated record. The coding region runs from base 196 to 2697 and encodes 833 amino acids. The transcript is spliced from 13 exons.